AUGCCCCACAUGAAGACCUACUGUGUCGUGGAGGGAGGGGGGGAGGGAGGAGGAGGUGAGAGAGGAGGGGAGGGGCUGACUUCUGAGUCGACUCAAAAGUCGUCUGGGCGUGCACGGGCCAUGCCCCAUAUGAAGACCUACUGUGUCGUGGAGGGAGGAGGAGGGGAGGGAGGGGAGGGGAGAGGGGAGGGGAGAGGUGAUGGGAGUGGAGAGGGGAUUGGGGAGGGGAGAGUGGAGGAGAGGCGGGAUAGUAGAGGGGAGGAGAUUGAGAGGUGGAGGGAGGGGGGGUUGAAAGGAGUUAAAGCAAGAAGUGGGGAGGCGGGGAAAGAAAAGGAGGAGGAGGAUGUGCCUGCACUAAGCGCACCAAGAUUAGGAUGGGUUCUUUUGACGUCAGCUAACCUGAGUGCUGCAGCAUGGGGAACAGUGCAGAAGGGGAGGCAGAGAGGCCAGCAGCAACUAGUCAUACGAUCCUAUGAGCUGGGAGUGCUGUUCCUCCCAUGCCGAGUGAACGCAUUCAUCCACCAUCGUGUCUCCCACAAAGCACUCAUGAGUCGGGAUACCAUGCCGCACACACAGCCAGAUUUCAAUUUCCGAAACCCCUCAGCAAGUCACACAUGGAUCCCCUCUCUUCAUUCUCCCCUCUCUUCCUCUCCCAUCUCCCCCUUCCUCUCCCACAGCUCCCAGGCAGCACCCAUGGAGGUGGGAUGUGCCACACAGGCAGCCAGAUGUGUUCGGGGAGACGUGGCCACUGCAGGGAACGUGAAGUGA
Molecule: messenger RNA, 768 nt
Organism: Closterium sp. NIES-65
Lineage: Eukaryota; Viridiplantae; Streptophyta; Zygnematophyceae; Desmidiales; Closteriaceae
Source: the annotation of a GenBank genome assembly